GGAGGGGAGUGAGGAGUUGUAAAUUUGGUUGGUGAUGGCCGCCCUAAUCUCUGACAUCUUCUCCUCGUCGGCACUGCUGUCUCUGGGGCUAUACCACCUCAUCUGCACCACUCGGAACCAUCUCAAGUCGCCGAGGGAGUACGUGGCGAGGCUCUACCACCCGUUUCCCCUGUCGGGGUCCUCUUCGUCCUCACGGCUGAAGCACAUCCAGCUGUACCUGCUCAUUCUGUCUCUGCUGGUGGCCUUGGUCCACCGGCUACUCACUUCCACCGAUUCCGACCCUCUCCUCAAGGGUCGCACCCCUGUUUAUCGCUUCACUUCCCUCCAGGCCGCUGCCGUGCUCUUCCUCUUCCUGUUUCUCUCGCUUGCCCUCCUCCUCUCCGACGCCACCACCCUCUUCCCUAUACCCUCCGACCUCCUUUUCGCCCUUGCGUCCGUCAUCUUCUUCCUUCAAUUCUCCGUCUCCUCCGCCUCCGCCUCCGUCCAGACUUCGGAUCUCCAGGCCAAGUGCGACUCCAUCUCCGCUCGCAUCUCCGCCGCGUCCGCCCUCCAAUGCCUGCUGCUUGCUUGCCAGCCCAGAUUGUUCAUUGCCGAUGUCGGCCUCGGCUCUUCCUUUUGUUUGCAGGGGCUCUGGGUCUUGCAGACUGGCCUCUCCCUCUACGUUGAGGCCUUUAUCCCCGAGGGCUGUCAUCGGCUGUUGGAUGUGGCCAACGGGGUCGAGGGCUCCACCAAGUGCGACUUGGAGGAAUCCCGUCUAAGGGCUGUGGCGAUUCUCGAUCUUGUAUUUGUGGUUCAUGUCAUGUUUGUCGUCGACAUUGUCUUGGUCAUUUAUGCCGUCGUUGUCAAGACUGUUGGUUUGAGGAGAUUCGGCUCUUACGAAGCUUUGCCCACGCUGUCCACUGCUGAUUCAGAUCAUGUCCAGAUGAAGGCCUUGGCCGGAACACAAGCGUGAUCUGUUGCUAUUGCUCUUGACUCUUGCUGGUUGGUUUUUUUGCACUUUUUGUUAAUCCUUUUUUCUUUUUAUGCUUUGUUGUAGUUAACCAUUAUCCCCCUC
Molecule: messenger RNA, 1054 nt
Organism: Telopea speciosissima
Lineage: Eukaryota; Viridiplantae; Streptophyta; Magnoliopsida; Proteales; Proteaceae
Exons: 1
Coding region: 35-952 (305 amino acids)
Source: RefSeq, a predicted model, not a curated record